CUGUUUUUCAUACUAUCCGAGCUAUGGGACUCGGCGGUGUGUCGUCAUCUAUUUACACUGCGUAGAUCUGUCCUUGUUGCUGUGGUAGCCUGCACGGGACAGAUAACCCUGAGCCGGCCUGAGUCAGCGAGUGAGUUAGCGCAUGCGCUCUGUCCGCUUGUUUCCAUUGGAGCUGCUAGCUGUGGCGAACACAGCCGGGGAGAGAGAGAGGAAGCCGGGAACAACAGCGGAGAACAGUCCGGGCAGUGAACCAAGUGAACCAGCGUUUUUACACAGCUGGGAUAAGAAACAUACACGCUCGGGAUCAACACCAGCGCAGUAUCUGCCUUGUAUAUACUACAAAGACCGGUCUGGUCUCUCUCCGCCGAAACUGUAGUCUGGGACGCCUGCAGCGAAGGAGGAUGUGCUCGGCGAUGUAUGCGUUGUCCACCCUCGGCGGGUACGUGCUCACCUCGGUCGUGCUGUUCAAGUGCCCGUCGCUGUUGCAUCGGAGGAAGAAGGAGACGUUCCGGAGUCGCCACAUCUCCCACCGCGGCGGUGCUGGAGAGAACUUGGAGAACACAAUGGCUGCCUUCAAACACGCGGUGGAGCUGGGCACAGACAUGCUGGAGCUGGACUGUCACAUGACCAAGGACGGGGAGGUGGUCGUGUCACAUGACAAGAACCUGAAGAGGUCGACGGGGGUCAGCGCUAACAUCUCGGAGCUGACCUACGCUGAGCUGCCGCCAUACCUGUGCAAGCUGGACGUCUCUUUCCAGAGAGAGUGCAGCUGUGAGGGAGGGGAUGACAAGCGCAUCCCUCUGCUGAGGGAGGUGUUCGAUGCCUUCCCAAACACCCCAGUCAACGUCGACAUCAAGGUCAACAAUGACACGCUCAUCAGGAAGGUGUCAAAACUGGUGACCAAGUACAACCGGGAACACCUGACCGUGUGGGGCAACUCCAGCAGCCAGAUAGUGGAGAAGUGCUACAAGGAGAACCCCCGAAUUCCACUGCUGUUCAGCCUGCAGAGGGUGCUGUUUCUGGUGGGGCUGUUCUACACCGGUCUGCUGCCUUUCGUGCCCCUGCGAGAGCAGUUCCUGGAAAUCCCCAUGCCUUCCAUCAUCACCAAGCUUAAAGACCCUCAGACGAUGACAAGGCGUCAGCGAUUGAUGGCGUGGCUGGCAGACACGCUGCUCAUGAGGAAAUCCUUGUUCAAUCACCUGCAAGCGCGAGGGAUCCAGGUUUAUGUCUGGGUGCUGAACGAUGAAGAGGACUUCAAGCGUGCGUUCGAUCUGGGGGCGACAGGUGUGAUGACAGACUACCCCACCAAGCUGAAGGAGUUCAUGGAAAGAAACUGCAGCAGUUAGAGCAGCGAACCCCCUCCCCCUGCCUCACACGCUCAUCUUUCUCUCCCCAGUGACACAGAAGCAGCAGCAAUGGUUCUGCCCCCCAGGCACGUUAGAGGAUAUUGUGAUGUGUCUUAUUACCUCAUUUUAGUCAGUUAAGGUGUAAAUAUUUUCAAUAAUGUUUUAAUGCUGUUUUUUAUUUUUAUUUUGACCUUGUCCUUUUUGACAGCCUGUAAAACACCGUCAGAUGCGUACAUGUUAGACUAAAAGGGUAAAAGGUUGUAGUUGGAAUGGAUCACUAGAUGACACUUAGUUUGCAAAUUUCUAUCAGCCCAUUUCUGUUCACCUAACAGUAUUCUACUGUAGCUGUACAGCUGGCGGUAAGCCUUAUUCAGUGGUGCUGUGAAACAGAAAUAGCAAUUGAUUUUUCUCUUUCCAAGUCACAGCAGCACUGUAUUUUCUGGAAAGAGGAAAUCGAAGACCAGGCAGUCAGUCAGGAGUCUGCAGACAGCAGUGGAUUUAGCUUGGUAGAGCCACUCUACUAAAUGAUUACAAACACAGAGAAGGUUGUUUCCACUGAAGGUGCUGUUUCAUUUUGUUUCAUUCCCUGUGCGUUGCAGCCUGUGGGCCAGGUCUCAGGAGAACUGUACGUUAAUUCUGUCUAUGUCUGUCCUCUUGGCAUUGCAGCAUUGUGAAUGGUUUGAUAAGCAAGGAUCAGGUGAAACCCAGUUAUCCUGCACAACACAGUAGGUGUGAUGGUAGCGCUCCGUUCCCUCCAUUCCCAGGUAAUGUGACCCCACCAGACGAAGCGUAUACAAUAGUGCAGAACAGAGCAGGAGCGUCCUAGUCCCUGGAACACAGGAACUAAACUGAGCAUUGCCAGGGCAGGGUUCAUAGGCUUUGCCUGAGUCAAAGUGGAAAUAAAUUCUGGGAAGCUAAUCAACAGCAUAACAGAGACCCUUGUGACUGGGUUGAUAUGCUAAAGAGAAGUACAGAAAUGUUUUUGUAAGCUGUUAAAACAGCCUUAGUGUGUUGAUGUGUGCAGGGUACAAGGACAUGACUGAACCCAGUCAAGCAGAGGCAUGGUUUCGCUUCAGUGAAUAGCUGAUUGUGCUGCGCUGUUAACACUUGUAUCCUCUGUCCUAGAGCCCGGAUAUUGGGUCUGAAGUCGCUUCCCCUUUAAAUUAUUAUUGUGUUGUCUUAUGUUUAACCCUUUAGCACUUGGUACAUUUUUUUAAUGUCUGUUUACAGUUUAAUAUGCUUUAAGGACCCUCUCUGCUAUUCAGAUUGAACAAUAGAAGGUUAUUACAUUAUAGAAUUCUCCUGGAACCAAGAAAUAAAAUAUCCUAGCAACAGCAGUGCAAUAAAACAUCCAUGCCAUUUUAAUGCUUGACUUCACUGCUGCUAUUCCAACAGCAGGUGGCAGCACCAGCUAAUGCAAGCCACAAUGAAACAUGAUCACUGCAGGCAUUGUCUGAGUGGUCUUCAAGGUAAAACGCAGAGAGGUAAAGAAUUGUAAAUGCAUAAUCUAACUGUGGGAAAAGCAAAGGGUUACAGAGGAGUUUUCUAUGGGUAUCCACACAGUCGCUGAUCAGAGUGGGCUCUACAGACAGGUUGUAUUCAGUGCACUUUACAUUGUCAGACUGCUUUUCCUGAAGCACGUCCCGAGUGUAAGUGAAGCAGGGUGUGUUCAGGGCAGUAAUAGCUGUGUUAUUCCUCUGAGUCGCGUCUCCAGCUGACCCUGUGUUAGAAUAGAAAGUGCUGCAGAGAGGGCUUGCUGUUGCUCAGAUAGAAGAGAGCCGGGGUACCCCCAGGGAAACGCUGCACUGGCAGUGCUGACUGUACCUGUGGAUGUUUUAAAGUAAAACUUUAAAGAUGAGUAGGGUUGGUUUUGGUAGUACAGAUUGAUACAUGCUGUCUUUUUAUAAAGGUGGAAUUGUGAAGAUGAGUAGUUUUGAAUGUUGCUGGGGUUCUUGGUAAAUAGAGUUAGUUUAUAACGCAGGAUUGUUUUAUUUCGGUCUCGUAUGUAUUUUUGUUGUUAGUAACAUGGUUGGGAAUUUGUUUUUUAAAAGAGUUAAGAUCUAAUCUCCACCCGAGAGGUAGCUCUGGGGUUUAGGGUUACCCCUGUAUCCCACUCAAGACCAACCCCUUUUAAAC
This is a messenger RNA of Acipenser ruthenus (sterlet), 3482 nucleotides long. RefSeq names its product lysophospholipase D GDPD1-like. The transcript has 10 exons. The record is from RefSeq and is a predicted model, not a curated record. Gene Ontology annotation, molecular function: phosphoric diester hydrolase activity; phosphatidylcholine lysophospholipase A1 activity. Bases 402 to 1346 code for a protein of 314 amino acids. Gene Ontology annotation, biological process: N-acylethanolamine metabolic process; glycerophospholipid catabolic process. Gene Ontology annotation, cellular component: endoplasmic reticulum membrane. Lineage: Eukaryota; Metazoa; Chordata; Actinopteri; Acipenseriformes; Acipenseridae.